Molecule: messenger RNA, 8423 nt
Organism: Betta splendens (Siamese fighting fish)
Lineage: Eukaryota; Metazoa; Chordata; Actinopteri; Anabantiformes; Osphronemidae
Gene: rims2a
Product: regulating synaptic membrane exocytosis 2a
Exons: 6
Coding region: 5174-6019 (281 amino acids)
Biological process (GO): calcium ion-regulated exocytosis of neurotransmitter; positive regulation of synaptic transmission; intracellular protein transport
Cellular component (GO): presynaptic membrane; cytoskeleton of presynaptic active zone
Molecular function (GO): transmembrane transporter binding; small GTPase binding
Source: RefSeq, a predicted model, not a curated record
GAGACGUCGAUGGGAGGGGCGUGUUGUUUGCCUCCUCCAGUGUGUUUCCAGUCAGUUAAAUAUUUAUGGUUUCGAGGAGGAACAGCUUCCUAUUGGCUUCCCUCCUCUCUACAGUGCGUUUCUUUCUGCCGUAUGCUGUUUUCACUAACCAUCUUCGAGCAGUUGAGCUGCUUCAUCUGAGGCCAGAUAAUGUGGAAGUCCGCCCAGCAGGGGGUCCCACGCUGACAGAUUGGGCUGUUGAAGGUCACUCACUCCCUCCACACACUCAUCUGCAACCACGUAUUUAGCGUCUGCCAUUUUCACCUGUUUUAGCCUUAAACUAGUAAUAACGGCUUAUAUGCAUCAGCCCCUACUGUCCGAGGAGGAAGGAGGCACACGUAGAACGGGACGUGUGCUGAGACGAGAGCGAGGCUGUGGACUCAUGUGGCACUGGACUGGCCCCCGGCUUGUGAUGUGCCUGGCACAUGGGACGCUACCUUGUUUCUGCGGCUUAAUCACUUCUACUGCUUCCGAACAUCAGUACAGUAACUCAAUUCAAGAUGAAGCAUCAUCCUUGUUCAUAACCGUGCAUCAGUGAGGAUGACUUUAAUGGACUUGUUGAAGUAUUAACCAGUACUGUGGCCUUGCUGUUUAUUUUGGGAUCUGUUAGUCACAGCACACAUGCACACACCCUCUCCCCUUGCAGACACAGCACUAACUGAGCAGCCUUAAACUAUCAAUAUUUCACUCAGCGGCUCUAAGUGCAUCAUUUGCCGGCACGUGCACACAUCUGCCUUUUGGUAUCUGGGCUCUGCGUUGGGUCGGCGCUGGCGAGCCGCCCUCUGCCCUACUUUGCUGUGCACUUUAGAGGCUCGGCUCCGGCUGCGAGGGUGCUUUCAAGGGACGGCCGGUGUUAAGAGGCUGCUGGACAGCUUGUGUGCGCUGCCAAGUGCUGGUGGAGGGAGGCCAGAUCGGCCGAGCAGCACGACUUUGGCUUUGACAAACACAGGUUAGUCAGAUGGAAUGGAUGUGUUCCCAGAUGUCCCCCUCGCCGCCGUGUACACAGCUCUGCGCUCGCUGUUUGACCGGCUGCAGUCUCAUCGCCGACCGGAAGCCCUUUAGAAAAUACAACAAAUGAAUAGAAGUGGGGGUUUGGGGUGAAUUGUUUCUCCACCUUCGUCUGCUCAUUUCUCCGUUCGCCGCUGACACGUGUUCGUCAUCGGCUGCGUGUUUCUCAGCAGGGAGGCUGAUGGAAACCUUGUCAGCACUUUUCUGUAUUGACCCGCGCUUCACAUUUUGAUUUGAGUUUUUCUGCGAAGCAGUAUUAACCGCGGCGCAGUCCUGGUGAUUGAUGAUUUUUCACUUUAUACAAAAUUGAUGUUUAAGUACAGAAGUUGUGAUGCUGAAGGGGAGCCCUGGGUUGAACUGCUAGAUUUUCCAGCGCUGCGCAGAGUGGGAGUGUGUUCAUUUCCUUUAUGUCAAUUAUUCAGGGCCGUUUGAUGAGCAGGACUGAUUCUCCUUCAACCAUGAUGUGCAGAGAAGACCUCUUUGUUUCAACAGUCCAGUCCAUUCCUUCAGUUUUACUCCAUAUUGGCAAAGAAUCCACAGACCUCAUCGUCAGGCAUGGGCAUAAAACAAUUAUACAAAAAUAAGACAGCAUGGAAUUAAAGGGGACCAGCUGAGUAUGUGGUAUAAUAGGAGGCCAGUAACAUGUAGGCUCCUGCUCCCAUUAUUGCACCCUUGAGUAAGACUUUUAAUACAGUAUGUCCCACUUUUCUUCUCCUGACCCUCAGAGAAACUCAUGAGAGGUGGUUUAAAUGCAGUAGUUCAGUCCCUCCUCUUUUCCUAGACUGACUUUUGGUGCCUGAGCCGCUGCCCUCUAACGCUGGUUCUGUUUUCUACGAAGUGCUAGGCGUCACAUGUUUCAAUAAAAGAGACCUAAUAUUUGCCCGCUCACUUGCCGUGUGCCGAUGUGCUAAUGUGUGGCCCCUUGUGUCUCACCGCUCCCACCUACAGCAGGUAGCGCCGCAGCUCCGGACCCCCAAAGUCCUCAGACGCACUAUUCUGCAUGCGGUAAAAGAGCUGAACUCCGAGCUUUGGGCCGGAGUCAUUUAUCUUCUGCGCUGAGUUGGGUGCCUAUCUCAGCAGCUCCUCCACUCGCUGAGGCCGCUAAUUAAUCUCUCAGGGGGCCAAAGCAGACGUGCCGCUCUCAGGAUGAUGCAUGAAAGGAACACAGUUGCACAGGUACCAGGCGGGCUGAUGGACACUAUCCCACCACUGCCUCAUCCCUCUUUCUGCCUCCGCUGCAUUAACAGCCCGACUGGGUCACGAUGGUCGGCAGUGAGACCAGUAGCCUACGUGCACUGGGCUUAUCUAACACUAGUUCCUUCCUGUAGUGACUCAGCACUGUUUCAUUCACUCAUUUAGUUUUUAAAGAGCCUAAAGCUUGCAGCAACACUGACAUUAAGACUAGGAGACAGAUAAAUGGUUUAAAACCUCUUUAAAACCCUUUAACUAUAUACUGUGUUUGUUAUUUUAUGUCUUAAAUGGCAUUUAAAUCACAAACACACAUUUGCUCAGUCAGAACCCAGAAUAGUUCGUGUGGCGUUAGUCACUGGUGACUUAUGUUUAUUCACACCUUCCGAUGUGACUUUCUGUGUUGGCGGACUGAAUAAAUUGUUUUCACACUGGGAGCAGCACAGCGCUUCUCUCCCAGCAGACGGUGUUCUUUGCAUUAUCCAAGAAAUUAGCCGUUGUUCUUGUUGUGCCUGUGCUGCACUCAUUAUGCAGGGGCACCGUCCCAGCAAAGACCCAGCAAGCUGCGGAGCCUGACCCAGUCAGUUCUGUAUGUGAGUAGCCUCAAGUCUCUGGAUGCUGCCCUCAGUGUUUGAGGCUCAUGGCUUAUGUCCCUUUACACAUUUACACUCUCUUUCCUUUUUUUUAUCUGACUUCCAAUUAAGGAUCUUAAGGAGCAAACUGCAUAAUAUUCUUAUUACACUUUGUCUAGGAGACGUGUGUAGAGCUGCUUCCUACUUUUCAGCAUUGGACAUUGUUGUGCUUCAUCUGAACUGGACUAAAACUGAACUUCCACUGUGCAUUUUUAGAUUCCCUGCUCCUGUUAAAAUAUUUAUGUACUUCCUCCUCGACCUGUCAAACUUAGCGCCGUAGCUGUCAGUCGAAGACGAACGCUGAUGAUGAGACAUGCACAAAAAAACCCCAAACAUCUGCGUUCACGUUAGUCAUGAAGCAUGAGCGUGAUCCUUUUAGACUUUAUUUCCUCUUUGAGGCCGGAGUAACAAUAAUUCUGUGACAAAAUGUCUGAAUUGCAGUUUUGACACCAGAGAAGAGUUUGUACGUGUCACGCUGGUUUGUUGUGACUGUAGAACAGACACCGAUCAGCUGGAGUGACGUCAGCUGAUUACAUGCAUGCUGCACAUAGAAGGCUCAGGAUCGGAUCCCCUUUCUCUCUCCAGUUACCUCUCUAUCUGUUAUAGUGUGAGUGGAAGAAAGCAGCAGAAUGUGUGGAAAUGCCAAAUCCAGGCUGAAUUUGAAAAUUUGACCGUCAGUAUCAUUUUACACUUUCUUUCAUCAUGCUUUAAGUUUCCAAUACUUCCUACAGUAACAUAGCUACACACUAAGAGGGAAGCUGCAUUUCCAGCCUGGAGGACUGGCCUGCAUCAAGGUAGUCAGCGUGGAAUGUAAACUGCCUGUGCCUUUAUGCUUAUGCUGCUCCGUGUCAGUGUGUGUGCGAGUGCGAGGGUCAUGGGCCUCCAUUAAGCUGUGUUUACAGAGCCCGGGUCCAGUGUCGGUGCCCCGGCCCCAAGGAGCCCGGCUCUGGAAACUCCCGCCUGUGAUGUCCGCCACCUGCCAGACGGAGAACGCGGCAGCUCGCACCUCUGUCUGACUUCGGGGAUGUUACGUGGUUGCAUUGUAGCAGGGCUCUCAUUCCUUCCCUGUGAGGUAGCUGCGAUUUCCAGAAGUGCUCACUGUCAUAGGAGGUGCUGCGAAAUCAGAGGAUCUGGGUUAAAUCUACACAUAUGACCGACUAAAUGUCGCCGUGAGGUUCUAUUACAGGAACUACAUGUUAAAGUUCAUCUCAACAGAUUUAGAGCAUGGCCAAAGUCAUUAUGCUGCAAUGUACAGUGAACAUCAGAGGACAUUACGACCCACGCUGCCGUUAUGACUCGCGAGCUUCACCUGCUCUAGUGGAAAACAAACAUCAGAGCUUUUCCCCCCGGCUGUAAAUGCGAAGUGUUGCUGACCUAGAUGAAAGCGGCAAAUGGGCGCCGCGCAUUAAGCAGUUCUCUCCCUGAAGUAGGUUGCAGUGUCUCUUAGAGGAACUUUUGCCUCAGAGUCGACACCACGGGGAGCAGGCUAUAUUUAUUAUUCCUGCUUGUGUGAAUGCAUAAAGACUGUAUAGUGGAGCAUCUGAGGCUAUAGAUGGAUGAGAGCUGAAGUCGUCAGAAUGAGCGCGUGACGGCGAUGCUCUAUUUGAUUUCUCCAUCACGCACCAAUGAGAAAUGAAGAAGUGAAGAUUCCCCAGCGCAACACAGCUGGGAUAUUAUAGCAGUGGGAGAAAGCAGAGUGAAGCAGCAGACUGUUGGCACGUGAGCUCUGGGUGGCUGCCAUGUGGCUGAAGCGGGGCUGCUGGCAGACCUAACGACAGCUUGUUUUCAUUGGCUCCUGUGGAUAAGGAUAAGAAGAGCGUGAAUAAUUGUGGGACACGGGAGGAAGAGGGGAAGGGAAAUAACAGUGAUGACUAGCGUAAUAGAAACAAAAGAGCAAGCAGCGAGAGGAAAGAGCGAAGUCAAAAGAUAAGAGGGUAAAAAAUUGCUGAGAAACAGACUCGGGGGGAGGGGGGGAUCAGUAUCUCUGGGUAGAGCUCGCUCACCCGCAGAGCCAGGCGAGGUGCGCCUGAGCAGCCCUGCGCUGUGAUUGGCCGAGCGCGAUGCAGCUCUCUCCCCCCCCUCCCCACCCAAGAAAGAGGUGCAGCAGGAGCGUCAGAGCCAGACAGCACAAGGCUCCGCGGCGGAAGCAGCGUUUCUCCAAAGCUCCGCUUAGGAUGCAGCCUGCGCAGCAUCUAGAGACAGACUAGGUGGCAACAAAGACCCGAACACACAGCCCUAGCAUCCAGCUGCUGUUUGAAGCCCUCUCCAGGAGCGGUCGGUUCGAGGAGCACUGCGCUGGUUGCGCCAUGGGCAGGCAGGGCCACGACAGCGCCGCUCCGGCUCCCGGGAUGCGCAUCCAGCGCUCCCAGAGCAAGAUGAGCCUGUCGGCAUCCUUCGAGGCGCUGGCCGUCUACUUCCCCUGCAUGAACUCCUUCGAUGAGGAGGACGGAGAAGCGGGAGGUAAGAAGUUGCGCAGCACGAUCCAGAGGAGCACGGAGACGGGCCUGGCGGUGGAGAUGAGGAGCCGGAUGACUCGGCAGGCCAGCCGGGAGUCCACGGACGGCAGCAUGAACAGCUACAGCUCCGAGGGAAAUCUUAUCUUCCCGGGUGUGAGGCUCUCCUCAGACGCUCAGUUCAGCGACUUCCUGGAUGGUCUGGGUCCCGCUCAGCUGGUCGGAAGGCAGACGUUGGCUACACCAUCUAUGGGUGACAUCCAGAUCGGUAUGGUGGAGAAGAAGGGAGCACUGGAGGUGGAGGUCAUCAGAGCCCGUGGCCUUGUGGGAAAACCAGGUUCCAAGGCACUGCCAGCACCAUAUGUAAAGGUCUACCUUUUGGAAAAUGGCGCCUGCAUAGCCAAAAAGAAAACAAAAGUAGCAAGAAAAACCUUGGACCCUCUUUACCAGCAGCAACUGCCGUUUGAGGAGAGUCCAGGAGGGAAGGUCUUACAGGUCAUAGUGUGGGGUGACUAUGGACGCAUGGACCAUAAAUCGUUCAUGGGAGCAGUUCAGAUACUGUUAGACGAGUUGGACCUGUCCAACAUGGUGAUUGGCUGGUUCAAGCUCUUUCCUCCCUCCUCGCUGGUGGACCCUACGCUGGCCCCGCUGACAAGAAGAGCUUCCCAAUCGUCCCUGGACAGCUUCUCUCGGUCAUAGCAGCGUGCGGACUGAUAGCCUUGUUGUAGCAGCCAGUGUUGCGAUCGCAGGUCACGCUCCCCCGGUUACACUGCAUGCUUGAUGUUGUGUCUUCUGAGCCUGUUUCUAGGGGCGCAAACGUGAUCCUGUCUUUUGAGCAAAAACGUUGCGCACAGUGUGCACACGGCGAAAACGUUGUCGCGCGCGAGCGCCCGGUGGCCGGAGAAUGCCGGGAAUGCCGGGCGUUUUUUUUCCUGUUUUUUUUUUUUUUGUUUUUUUGUUUUUUUUUUGGAGGAACCUGGAUUGAACUUCUUAGCACGAGGAAUCAGUCAGUUCCAGGUUUUCAUCCAAUUCGAAGCCAUGGGGGUCAGUACUGGGAACCACUUCGCGUUCUACAAAAGCCCUUUUCGAAUGAAAAAUAAAUGUUUCGCUUUCAUUUUUUUUCUUUUUCUUUUCUUUUUUCUUUUAUUUCUAUGUCAGUGUACUUGUUUCCAAAGGGGGCAACUUGUUUCUAACCAGACGCUUGGUCAUGCCACGCCAACCGACCUAGCUAAAUAGAUGGAGUUUUGCAGACCAUCACUUUGGGUGAGGUGUGUCCCAGCUCGUUCCAACCCCCCACCCCCCACCCUGACACACCCGGCCCAUACUCUAUGUUUAUGCAUUCAGUUGAACCACACUGGUGACCCGCCAGACUAAAUCUUAGGCAAUACUGAAGUGGCUCCCAUCAACACUGCAGAAUAUACAGUAACGAUCUAAACCCCGUGAAAAGAUGUACAAUCUACCAUCAUUCUUUCUCUGUUGAUAUAUUGUAUGAAAAUUAAAUUAGAAAAAAAAGUUUCUUUUUUUUCCUUUAUCAGUUCAUUUGCAUGGACACAAAUUUAGCUAAAUAAAAAAAGACAAUUAUUUUCUUGAGGCUGCAACAUGCAAAAAAAGAUUAAAAAUAAACAAAACAGAUCAGCCAUUUCAAUAAUUUGUAUUUUUUUUAAACUAGUGCAUGGUUUUCAAGGGGAGUGAAUGCAACACGGCGAUAAAAAAAAAUGCAUUGUUUCUCAUUCCUUCGACCGAUUCAUGAGUCGGUAUUUUGCAGACUCGCAGAGAAGGAAAAGCUAAAGGAAACCUUUGGAGUAACCUACAGAAAAUGUUUAUGUGACAAGAAGUGAUAAUGAAAAUAAAUGUAAAGAUUUAUUUCCUCUUAAAAAGGCUCAGGCCUUAUGAAGAUCAACAUUAUGUGCAAAUUGUACGUUUCUCUUUCUCUUCCUUGUCCCAGGGUUCUUCUCAUUGUACGACUCACCGCUCCUUGUUCAGUCCCCUGACGUCGUCCAGGUUUUCGGACCGUCGGUUCUUUUACACUUCUGUAUGGUUUCAAUAGGUCUUUUACUUUGGAUUUGAUUUGUUUAACAAGCAUGUUGAAAAGGGUUUUCUGCAACAUGGCUUGGGCACACCUUACAGUAACUCAGCAUGUUUUGAUAAAGAUGAUAUUUGGAAUUUUUGCAGUUUCUUGUACAGUGCAUGUCAACUCCAUUACUUUUCUCCCUCACCUUAAUUGAACUCUGCAGCAAAUUAGUUCUGGGCCGUUCCGCGGCCACUUAUUGACGUUUUGACGAAAACAUUCCACACCCUCCCGAGCUCAUGUUUUCUUUCAGGUUUUUGAGAAUUAAAAAAAAAAGUGACAAGGAAACUAUUUUAUAUUUAAUGGAGGUCGAGGAAACAGUUGUGAUUGCAAGUGUAUUUUUUUUUCUUUCAGUAUUGUCUACAAACAUGCAAAAAUAAUCUGUACUAGUACAGCAAGAGCUCUACACCGAAUUCAGCGGCAGCAGACGCACCGGAUGUGCGUCGCCGUGAUUCAAUCUUACAGGCACGGUUUGUGAAGAUGAGCUAAUCACAAGUAAGGGACAUUGCCACAGAAAAUGUUUUUUUUCUUGUUUUAAUGAAAAUGAAAUUAAUUUACUAUAUUUUUGUUAGUUUUAUUUAAAAGCCAAUACCAGUUUAUUUUUUAUUUUCUAUUUUUAGUAAUUAUAAAUGCUUCUCACUUCUGGGAAGCACAUAGUUGCAGUAUGUCUGAAUGAAAUUGAAGUGAGGCAUUAUUUCUCUUCCAGGUGACGACAAUGUGUCAGUGUCCGAGAAAACGGUGGCUGUAACAGGCUACAUUAUAUAUUUUCAUUUGAAUUUUCAUUGUACAUACCUUUAGAUGUCAAACUUUGAAUAAACAAGACACCAUGAAUAGACUGACGGCCUCUUCUGGAGCAGGAAAAAUGCCUCACCAUGACAAAGACAUUGUUAUUUAUCCUUUUGAAUGCCUUUUCAUUUUCUCUUUUUGGUGCAAUGUGUUAAUGCCAAGGCCAUGUCUUGGUUAAGUAUGGUUGAGUACAGAGAUUUAUGUAAGUUAUUUUUCAAAUUAAAAAUAAAAAAAUUGAUAUUACACUGA